Messenger RNA from Vidua macroura (Pin-tailed whydah), 7022 nucleotides. It is a transcript of the gene CNGB1, whose product is annotated as cyclic nucleotide gated channel subunit beta 1. The coding region runs from base 411 to 4931 and encodes 1506 amino acids. The record is from RefSeq and is a predicted model, not a curated record. Gene Ontology annotation, molecular function: cGMP binding; intracellularly cGMP-activated cation channel activity; intracellularly cAMP-activated cation channel activity. Lineage: Eukaryota; Metazoa; Chordata; Aves; Passeriformes; Viduidae. The transcript is spliced from 34 exons. Gene Ontology annotation, cellular component: intracellular cyclic nucleotide activated cation channel complex; photoreceptor outer segment; plasma membrane. Gene Ontology annotation, biological process: retina homeostasis; monoatomic cation transmembrane transport.
CCCUCAAAUGAAAAAUGAUGGGGAGAGUAGAGGAACCUGAGCAGAGCACCACAGCUUCUGUGAUCUAUCUGCAAUGGCUUCCUAGUCAGGACAGGUGUGAAAAUAAAACAUCUAGCUACCUUCAGGAAAAAGAGGAAGCUACCUUCAGGAAAAGCAAGUUUAACUGAGGUGGUGAGAAUGAAAUAGAGCAUUUAGUUUGCUCACAGUGCAGCGAGGGAUGAGGGGUUGAGCUGGGUUUGCCCUGGCUGUGCUGCAGUGCCAUGUUUCCCAAGCAGGACGUGGAGACGGAAGGACACCAAGGAGCUGCUCAGGAGACAGCUCAGUGAUCAGCUGGUGCAGCUGGAAUUCCCUGGGCAGUGUGCACACUCUUGCCAGCUGGAGACCCCUCGGCCCUGCCCGCAGCCAGCGGGAUGAUGGGCUGGAUUGACCGGGUGGUCCCCCAGCCCCCGGUGCCCCAUGUGACAGAGGAGACCCCUGUGCAGGAGCCGCAGCCAGCUAAGGUGAGCAGGGAGCCAGCUUGGGGGGAGCUUGCCUUAUUUUCCCCUGCUGCUAUUGAAGAAACGGAAAAGAAAGUGACCUUUGUGGUUUCUGAGGACUCCGGUUCUGUGUUUGACAGUGUGGGGAGCAGUGUGCUCUCCUGGCUCUCCCAUGGGCUGGAGAAGGUGAUUCCCCAGCCAGCCCCAGCCCCAGGGCUGCAGGCUCUCGGGAAGAGCUUCGAAACAAGCGUCGACAUUGCUGAUGAGACAGAGGUCCAGGUCAUUGGGGAUGAGGACGACGAUGGUCUGGAGAUAACUCCCUUCGAUGCCGAGGAGGAUGUCUCCGAGGGCGAGCCGGAGACUGUUCCAGAGGAGUGGGCAGGAAAACGGGUGCUCAGCUGGCUGUCACAGGGCUUCGAGAGGAUUUUGCCGCAGCCAGAGGGGAUGAAAAAGCUGGAGACAGAGCCGAAGGAGAGGAGCGAAGGCGCGGCGGAAGGCACAGAAGGGACUGAAACCCUGGCGAAGCCGAAGCCCAGCGCUCCAGGCACACAGAGCGGCCCAGCAGAGGAGGCAGCAGCAGCCCAGGGCCAGCCGGGGCCGGGGGCCGCGCUGAGCCCUCAGUCCGUGGCUGCGGACGGCCUCAGGAUGUUCAGCUGGUUUGUCCAGGGGCUGGAGAAGGUGAUGCCACAGCCGGUGACCAGGGAGAAGCAGGACACACAGGGAGUGGCCACAGCAACCUCAAGUCCUGUGGAACAAAUUCAUGUAGUCCCUGGGGAACAGGAGGAAACCCAUCUCAUCCUGCAAGAGAUCGAUGAGGGCCAAAUUAAUGAAGAGAUGACGGCCUGGGCUCACAAGGCUGAGCUGCAGGCAGAUGCUCAUUCCCUUCCCACCAUACAGGAGGAACCUCAGGAAGAAGAAAGCAGACUGUGUUUGUGCUCCCCAAACACUACCGAGGAGGAGGAGGAAAAGGAGGAGGAGGAGGAAGAAAGGAAGGAGAAGGAAGAGGAAGAGGAAGAGGAAGAGGAAGAGGAAGAGGAAGAGGAAGAGGAAGAGGAAGAGGAAGAGGAAAGGAAGAAAGAGGAGGAGGAGGAGAGAAUAAAAGAGGAAGAGGAGAUGAAGCAAGAGGAGGAGGACAGGAAAGAGGAUGAAGAAGAGAGGAAGAAAAAGGAAGAGGACAGGAAAAAGGAGGAGGAGGAGGACAAGCAAAAUGAGGAAGAGGAGAGGAAGAUAGAGGAGGAGAACAGGAAAAAGGAGGAAGAGGAGAGAAAGAUAGAGGAGGAGAACAGGAAAAAAGAGGAAGAGGAGAGGAAGAUAGAGGAGGAGAAGGACAGUACGAAAGAGGAAGAGGGCAGGAAGAAAGAGGAGAAGGAGAGGAAAAAAGAGGAAGAGGAGAGGAAGAUAGAGGAGGACAGGAAGAAAGAGGAAGAGGAGAGGAAGGAGGAGAUGAAGAAGAAAGAGGAGAAGAGGAAGAAAGAGAAGGAGAGGAAAAAAGACAAGGAGAAGAAGAAAGAGCAAAAGAGGAAAGAGGGCUCGCUGCUGACGCGGCACCUGGUGACAGGAGCGUCUCCUGGUGACACGGGCUCCGUCUCCAUCGCGGCCGCCCGUAGCAACCGCAGCCCCUCUUGCGCCUUCAUGGGAGGCGGGAGCACCCAGGCACUCGGGAUCAUUCUGAGUGCUACAGAGCUGAAUGUAAAGACAGGAUUAUGUGUUGUGUCUGCAAAUGCUGCUUCAUACAAACCCCUGCUGCAGCCUCCUUGUCUCCCUGCUGAUGAGGGUGUGGAUGAAGCCUGCCUUGCCCAGGAGGCCCUCGGGGUUGAGCAGCUGGAGGAAGUUGAGAUAAGUAAUCUGGAAGGUGCCCUUGUGCAGGUGGAAGAGGAGACAGCUGAAGCUGCUGAUGCUGAAGGUACAACCUGUAGCAGAAUGAUGCCAAACUGGGGUGAAGAGAAGCAGGGCAUGCAGUGCCUGCAGGCUGCUAGCAGCAUGGCCGGGCGGGCCCGGGACGUCGAGCUGCACCGGCUGGUGCAGGACAAGCCGCGGGCUGGCAGGGACCCGUCCCCUGCUGGCCACGGGGCUCUGGAGCAGCUCCCCAAUGUCCCCAGCUGCCGAGCCCCCGCUGCCGCCCGCACCCCCGUCCCUGGCGCCAGCGAGCCAAAGGCUGGAGUUGUCAACCCCAAUUUUUGCACUGAGGAGCAAUUCCCUCUAGGUGAUGCCCCCACCGUGGAGAUGGAGGAUGUGGAGAGCCCAGGCCGUGCUGUGGAGCUCCACGGCCGCCAUGGAGCGCUGCCGGCUCCCGAGCUGCUGGCGGUGCCCGGCGCAGCAUCCCCCAGGAGGAAGCGACUGCUCCCAGAGGAUGCUCUGGACAAGGGGCUGGUGAGCCAACCCCCCAGCCGAGUGCUGGGCUGGGACGAGGAGCAGAGGGAAAGCCUGCCCGAGCGCUUCGGCUCGGCCUCGAGCCUGAGCAGCGCCGUCAUCAACAGCCGGCUCCAGGAGCUGGUGAGGCUCUUCAAAGAGAGGACUGAGAAGGUGAAGGAGAAGCUGAUUGACUCCGAUGUCACCUCGGAUGAGGAGAGCCCUGUGGCAUCUCCCACCAAGCCAGCACCUGCAGCAGCACCAGUGCCUGCCCCAGGAGGGGAGCUGGAGGGGGACAAACCUUUGGGGGAUGACCACUACUGUGAGAUGCUGUGCUGCACGUUCAAGCACCGGCCCUGGCUGGACCGCCUGAAAAGCUACCAGUUCCCCAGCAGCAUCGACCCCCUCACCAAUCUGAUGUACGUGCUGUGGCUGUUCUUCGUUGUCAUGGCCUGGAACUGGAACUGCUGGUUGAUCCCUGUCCGCUGGGCUUUCCCCUACCAGACUCCAGCGAACAUCCACUACUGGCUGCUGGUGGAUUACCUCUGUGACCUCAUUUAUCUGCUGGACAUCGUCAUCUUUCAGACCCGCCUGCAGUUCGUGCAGGGGGGAGACAUCAUCACUGACAAAAAGGCCAUGAAAGAGAACUACCUGCGAUCACAACGCUUCAAGAUGGAUGUGCUGUGCCUCCUGCCCCUGGAUUUCUUCUACUUCAAAGUGGGUGUCAACCCCCUCCUGCGCUUCCCUCGCUGUCUGAAGUACAUGGCCUUCUUCGAGUUCAACAACCGCCUGGAGGCCAUCCUGACCAAGGCAUACAUCUACAGAGUGAUUCGGACCACUGCCUACCUGCUGUACAGCCUGCACGUGAACUCCUGCCUCUACUACUGGGCCUCAGCCUACGAAGGGCUGGGCUCCACCACCUGGGUCUACGAUGGGGAAGGAAACAGCUACAUCCGCUGUUACUACUGGGCAGUGAAAACCCUCAUCACCAUCGGGGGCCUCCCAGACCCCAAGACACUGUUUGAGAUUGUCUUCCAGCUGCUGAACUACUUCACAGGCGUCUUUGCUUUCUCUGUCAUGAUAGGGCAGAUGAGAGACGUGGUUGGUGCUGCUACUGCAGGACAAACUUACUAUCGGAGCUGCAUGGACAGCACCAUUAAAUACAUGAACUUCUACAGGAUCCCCAGAACAGUUCAGAACAGGGUGAAGACGUGGUACGAGUACACGUGGCACUCCCAAGGCAUGCUAGAUGAGUCAGAGCUGCUGGUGCAGCUGCCAGACAAGAUGAGGCUGGACAUUGCCAUCGACGUGAACUACAACAUCGUGAGCAAAGUGGCCCUUUUCCAGGGCUGUGACAGACAGAUGAUCUUUGACAUGCUGAAGCGGCUCAGAUCAGUGGUCUACCUGCCCAACGACUACGUGUGCAAGAAGGGAGAAAUAGGCCGUGAGAUGUACAUCAUCCAGGCGGGACAAGUGCAGGUGCUGGGGGGACCCGACGGCAAAUCCGUGCUGGUGACUCUGAAAGCUGGAUCUGUCUUUGGGGAAAUCAGCUUGCUGGCAGCAGGAGGGGGAAAUCGCCGGACAGCAAACGUCGUGGCCCACGGCUUCGCCAACCUUUUUAUUUUGGAGAAGAAAGACUUGAACGAGAUUUUGGUGCAUUACCCGGAGUCUCAGAAGCUGCUGCGUAAGAAAGCCAAGAAAAUGCUGAGAAGCAGCAACAAACCCAAAGAUGAGAAAGGAGGCCCCGGAGAUCCCCUGAUCAUCCCCCCGAAAGCUGACACCCCAAAGCUGUUCAGGGCUGCCCUGGCUGCCACAGGGAGGAUGGGGGGCAAGGGGCCCCUGGGGCGGCUCCGCUGGAGGCUGAAGGAGCUGCAGGUGACGCAGGAGGCACAGGGUUCCAGUGUCAGCCCAACCCCACCAAAAUCACCAGUGCACCAGAGAUCGCCUGUCACGGCCCGCAGAGCACAGACCCGCCUGGGAGAAGAAAUAUCCUCAGAAUCUUCUGAUCAUUCAGUCACCAUUCGUGUGAUUUCCACAGCAAAAGAAGAUGAGGAAAUCCUUACUGCUGAGAUUUCAGAGAAAGAUGAAAAAAAAGAAGAGCAAUGAAACAGCAGCAGGUCCCAGGGCAGGCGUAGGAGUCAGGCAAAUGCCUGGGCUAGCAGAUUUUUCUUGUUAAUGAUUUCCAUGCAGUGGCUGUAGGUUUUGCUAUGUGCUGUGGGUAGGAUCUGCCUCUCUCUUCUGCCCAGACCCUCAAUCACUGCUGAUAAAACCCUCUGCCAUUUGACCCAGAACCAUAUAGGGUUUCUUUGCUCUGCAGAUCUAUUGAGCACCUUUAUGAAUUUCCCACUAAAUCUCAGGUCAGCCCUCUUGCUUUGAAAUCCAGCCUUGUGGAAGGACAGCUAUGGAAAAAUUGCUUUUUAUGGCUCUGGAUGGUUAAUGAGUGUUCAAACAAAGCAUGAAGAGUUAUUCACCUCUGACAGCUGAGUCACUGCUUGGCUAGAAACAACCAAGGGAAAAAAAACAACAAGGUUCCUGUGUUGGGCUCAAGGUUGACAGCAGCAGUGGGCAGUGAUUCAUCUGAAAAGGAUGUGGACUAUGCUCACAGGCCAAGCAUGGAGCAAAUCAAGCUGUCAUGAGAAUGCCAAGCUCUGUCCCCAAGUGCACAGACUGCAAGAUGCUUGAGGGUCCCCUCAUGGUGCCAAGACCACCUUGGCUUUGCCACUGGGAAGAAUUCUUGCCAGCUGUCCACUCUGGGAAGGUGGUGGACUCUCCAUUAUUGGGGUUUCUUAUGGGGAGAUUUGAUGAGCAUCUUUCAAGCGUAGAGAAGCACAAUCCUGGAUGAGAUGUUCCUGGAGUUCUUUUCCAACCUUGGGAUUUUUCUGUGCUGCCACUGCUGGGAGGGAUAAACAGAGAGCAGGAAGGGAAAAGCUGAGUUGGUUCCCAGUUGGGAGGGGAAAGAGAAGUGCAGUAAGUGCUCUCCUCUCCCAGACAGUGUUUCAGAGCCUGUAACAUGCCACAAGUGUGCACGAGCUUGCAGGUGCUCCCCUGCACUCAUUGCUGGACCUCAGUGACAUCCAGAUUUCCAGCAGGCAAUUUCCAGCCCUUCAGCCACUUCAGACUGGCUCUUGGCCACAUUUCCCACGGAGACAAAAGCCACUCUGGUCCUGCUCAUCACUGAAGUCAUGAAGUCACUCUCCCAGCUGUGCUGGGACCUGGUGCUGGAGGGGAAGGCAAACAUCUGGUCAGCAGCCAGCAGCCAGCUGAUGGCUCAAGGUGUUCCAUCUUCUACCAGCACCACCAGCUCCUUCCUCAUCCUCCUCAAAGCCAGCACCCAGCAGAGCGAGCUGCUGGUGAGCUGAGAGGUGGUGAGAAGCAGUGCAUGGAUGAGGCUUUGCAGAUCCUCCCCAAGUUUUUGGCUGUCCAUGUUCCCACAGCACCACUGGCUCCAUUGAGAGGAGCCACUUUCCACCCUGUGGAGGAAAAGCUGGGGCAGGUUUUGCUGCAGGGAGCAGCCCUGUCACCAUGGCCAAGGGACUUCUCAGGUGUUCAGCAAAUGCAGUGAGCAGUGCUGCAGGUUCCACAGGUCUGGCUGUGACACAAUGAAGGGUGGCAGUGCUGGUGUCACCCCCUGGGUGAUCCCUCUUCCCAUCAGCAGCACAGGGCUGACCUUCACCUCCUUUGGGAUCUUCUUUUGUUGCUUUUCCCCCCCCUCUCUUGCAAAGUGUAUGGGUUUCUGUGGCAAAAAAUAAAGCCAGAAUAGAUGUUAGCAUUAGUUAAUUGUUGCGAGACAGAGCAUACCAUUUAACUAAAAUAUAACACCACAGUUAAUAAUGUCUUGCUUUCUUUUUAAACAAAUUUGAUGAGCUCCACUAUACUGCAGCAGGGUCUGAAGCCAUCACAUUGCAGGGGAGAGCCUGCACUCACCCAAACCUCCCUGAAUACUUUUAUGCUCAGUCAUUUGCAAGUGGUUUCCUCCCAGGUAGAAGAUUUUGGUAGGGAGUGCAAAGUUUGGGGGUUUUUGCACUCUUUAAAUAAAUAUUUAUAUAAUCACACCAGGAAAUGUGCAAAAAUCAAACUGGGGCUCUUAUUUAUUUCUAUGAUUUAAUAUUCUUUAGAAAUAGUGUUUAAAUAAAUAGUGGGCUGUAAUUGCUCUCAUAAUUCACUGUAUCUACAAUAAACACCAUGUAGAUUACCAUU